Molecule: messenger RNA, 1821 nt
Organism: Trichoderma virens Gv29-8
Lineage: Eukaryota; Fungi; Ascomycota; Sordariomycetes; Hypocreales; Hypocreaceae
Exons: 3
Coding region: 1-1821 (606 amino acids)
Source: RefSeq, a predicted model, not a curated record
AUGAACUGGCAAAUAAGACCAUAUUUUCAAAAAUUCGAUUAUAUAUUCUUCAAAUUACAUUGGGGCGCCAAAUCUGUACCAUCUCAUACACCGGUGGAAGUGGUGGCUCUGGACUCUUCUGAAAAGAAGAGACCACGAAGUGAAAGCCUCGACCGACCUGCCAAAAGGUUCAAGAGCCGGCCAUUCAGAGAUGGCUCUAGUUCGCAAGCCACAUUGACGUCAGCGCAGCCUUCUAUCACGGGAUCAACAACAUCUGCUGUCAAAGUACAAUCGAACGUAUCCCCUGAGGGCGUUAACUCAGAUGCGGGAAUAACGGUUUCGAAUUCGACAACGGAAGUCAAUUCAAUAGGCCAGCAAUUGGAGCAUCAGUACCGUGAUCCCGUGAGAAUCCCUGGUGAGGAUAAAAAUAAAAGUGGCAGUUAUGUCUAUGCUUUUCCGCAUGCAGAUGAAUGCCUCAGCAUAGGUCACCAAAUUCGAUUCCCAGUUAUCAUGGAUAUAUUCAAACAAAAUCUUCAUGAGUACAGACCCAUGGCUCUUAAGCACCCAGCUAUGACGGAAUAUAAGUUAAAAAUGUGCGGCAGUAGUAUUAAUAACGCUAAGCCUUCAAUCCUGAUAUAUCACCCCGAGACGGAUGAGAAGACAGGCCGGGAGAUCAUACACCUUCUAAGUUGCCCGCGGAUUCGGCGGCAAUACCGCUCAAAUCCAUGUUUCGACAUCUACUGGUUUAGUGGGCCUGAAUUCAGUUAUUUUGGACGUCCAAUGGAUAGUCUCAGCAUUCGAAUCCAGGAUUCGUAUAUUCCUGGAGCAUUGCUAUCGGAUGAUGCUGGUGAUAGGAUUUGUACCAUUACCUGCGGCAUCAGAUUUCCAAAUGUGGAUGACACAAUUUUUGUUUUAACGACCGCUCAUGCUUUUGAAGAGGAUGACGAAAACAGUGAGAGAGAUACUGAGCAUGAGGGGACUGUUGCUGGCACGUCACAUGCUCUAAACGAAGAUGAAGAUGAAGAACGGAAUCGGGAUAUACUCAGGUUUGGAGCUGUAGAGUACGACUUAUCUGAACUUAGGAAAUAUGAUAACAUGGAUAAACAAGACGAAUUACCUCAAGUGAUCAGACAAUACACGGGUCUCCCAGGAAAUGCACAUGACCAAUCCGAAGGCUUUAUGGAUACUUCUGAAGCCAAAGUUGUUAUCAACCCUAAUCGGGUCUGGGGCCGAUCUCAAGGACCGGAGUGGAACAACGAUCCCAAUCUGGAUUGGGCGUUGAUAGAGAUUGGGAAGAGCGAACAGUGGGAGGCGGAUAAAAUCGAUCUAGCAAUGCACGAUGUCCCUGGUCUGGGAUAUCAAAGCCGAGAUGUGCAGGUCGUCACAUCUCGGGGCCCGCUCUAUGGCACUAUUUCCAGCAUACCCUCGUUUAUCGCCAAUUCCAACAAUCUUGGCUCCCUGUGCAAGGUUUGGGCCGUUUCUCUUGUAGAUUCAAGUCAAAUGUCUGUGGGGGACAGUGGGGCCCUCGUAAUAGAUUCAAUUACGAAGAAGCCAUACGGAUAUGUCAUUGGAAUCAAUUACUUUCAAGAACUAUACGUCAUUCCAUUGGAGCCGGUUUUGGAGCAGAUUUCGCAGAUGAUGCCCGCUUCCAAUGGAAACCCGGAAAUAUUCAUGGGGCUCGUCUCAUCUCCUGUACCCGGCCCUUUGACCAGAGAUCGCAAAUAUUCCAGGCUUACCAGACGCUUAUCCCGAUAUUGGCCAAGGACACAAGCGCACAACGUAAAUGCAUCGUUUUAUGAGACUCCUUGGCUGGAGGAUGAUUUGUUUGAUACCACAAAGUAA